Molecule: messenger RNA, 528 nt
Organism: Eurypyga helias (sunbittern)
Lineage: Eukaryota; Metazoa; Chordata; Aves; Eurypygiformes; Eurypygidae
Product: cytochrome c oxidase subunit 5A, mitochondrial
Exons: 4
Biological process (GO): mitochondrial electron transport, cytochrome c to oxygen
Cellular component (GO): mitochondrial inner membrane
Source: RefSeq, a predicted model, not a curated record
CUGUACUGCAUGCCCGCUGCUACUCCCAUGGGUCACAAGAAUCAGAUGAAGAAUUUGAUGCUCGCUGGGUGACGUAUUUCAACAAGCCAGAUAUUGAUGCCUGGGAACUCAGGAAAGGCAUAAACACGCUCGUGGGUUAUGACCUGGUUCCGGAACCAAAAAUCAUCGAUGCAGCUCUGAGGGCAUGCAGACGGUUAAACGACUUUGCCAGCGCUGUCCGCAUCUUAGAAGUUGUAAAGGACAAGGCAGGACCUCACAAGGAAAUCUAUCCUUACGUUAUCCAGGAACUUAGACCAACUUUGAGCGAACUGGGCAUCUCCACUCCAGAGGAACUGGGCCUGGACAAAGCAUAAACCUUAUUGGUGCAUUACUUGAGCAUUUUACUGAUGCUACCUGAUUGUACACAGUCGCCUGGAGACACAGAUGUUAAAAUAUUACCUUAUUUGAAAUAAAUUCUUCCUUUAUUGAGUCACAAUGUAUGUGAUGUGAAGUUGGACCUAAUAAAGGAAAAACCGGUUUGACUGAUGU